Messenger RNA from Vollenhovia emeryi, 1000 nucleotides. RefSeq lists its product as uncharacterized. Lineage: Eukaryota; Metazoa; Arthropoda; Insecta; Hymenoptera; Formicidae. The record is from RefSeq and is a predicted model, not a curated record. The transcript is spliced from 4 exons. Bases 352 to 687 code for a protein of 111 amino acids.
GCACGCACGCACGGCCGACCGUGCUCUCCGGUCCGGGAGGCGCGGUUUUACACGCGCUGUACGCACAUCGGAAAGUUACGCAGCUCCGAAACGAACGUAACGCCGGGCCUCGGCGUUUCCUUGCUUUUACGUAACCCCCUGGAUCCCGGGGGCCACCUCGCUCUCCCACCCCGAGCAAUUUCACCGGGUGGUUUUGGCCAUCGCCGUGUCCGUCCUUUAUAAGCGGACAUCCCCGACGAUCAAAACACAGAAUCGUAUCGGCACAGUUCGCAAACAGCGCAGCACGCACAGCCGCCGUCGCGAAUUUUCACGGACUUAACGAUCGAGCGAUUAAGACUGACAGAGACGAAGAUGCGCGCCCACGCCGUCGCUUUGCUCGUGUUUGGAAUAAUGGCAGUGGCUUUGGCGUCGCCGGUGCCAGGUGGUCAUCAUCAUGAACAUCAUGUGAUCCACGUGCCCUACAAAGUGCACACAAUCCAUCAUCAUCACACGAAGAAGAUACACAUACCGGUGCAUCACGUCGAGAAGGUCGCCGUUCCCGUCCCGUACCCGGUGCAUCACGUCGAAAAGGUUGCAGUCCCAGUACCUGUACACCAUGUCGAAAAAGUGGCCGUACCUGUGCCAGUCGUACAUAAGGAGUACGUCCCUUAUCCCAUACAUGAGGAGAAGCACCAUGGCUGGCUUUAAAUACUUCGUUUUCAUCUUUAAUUAUGUUAGAUUGCCGUGCAAGGUGGAGGUCGAGUAAGUAACAGCUAAUUGAAUUCAUUCCUCAUUGCGGAUUCAUUGAUAACAAGUUUCCUCGUGGAAUACACAAGAGAACGAAACCAUUCAGUACAAAGUUACUCGCGCCACCAGUGCAGCAUGUAAGGAUUUAGCAUAAGAACCAAAUACUCUGUAUGCACGCGUGUGUACUUAGGACAAAAAUAAUUGUACAUACUUACAUACUUUUACUUCACGUUACACGCUCUCAUUUUUAUAUAAAAUAAACGUUUGAUAAAAA